Messenger RNA from Camellia sinensis, 327 nucleotides. Lineage: Eukaryota; Viridiplantae; Streptophyta; Magnoliopsida; Ericales; Theaceae. The record is from RefSeq and is a predicted model, not a curated record.
CUUCCAGCACCACUGUUACAUAUCUGUUCCGUUUGGGAAGUUCAACCUAAUGAAGUAAUGAUGGUUGGGGAUAACCUUAAAGAUGAUGUGAGUUCUGCUCUAUUUCUCUCUCCAUCAUUUGCACCAUAUUUGUUAAGAACAUUUCUGAUUCAUUUUGAGGUUGCUUGUGGGAAACGAGCGGGAGCAUUUACAUGCUUGCUUGACAAAACAGGGAGGUAUGAUUCUCCCGAAUACAUAGAUGUGGAAUUUAAGCCAGAUUACAAGGAAGAUGCUAAGUUGCUGAUUUUAUUUUCUUGUUCUUGGUAUUGCAACACUGUUAGGGCAUAA